Fusarium musae is the source of this 801-nucleotide messenger RNA. RefSeq lists its product as uncharacterized. The coding region runs from base 1 to 801 and encodes 266 amino acids. Lineage: Eukaryota; Fungi; Ascomycota; Sordariomycetes; Hypocreales; Nectriaceae. The record is from RefSeq and is a predicted model, not a curated record. The transcript has a single exon.
AUGGCCACGACACAAGAGCUUUUUCGUGUUCAAAGCGCCUCUGAGUGGGCUCAAAAACAGGGAAUCACGACAUGGACAAAGUUUCAUUAUGAUUCUAAACCGGAGCAGUCAAUCUUCAUGCCACUUAACGCAUGGGGCCCAGAUUCGAUCAACCAAACUUAUUUCGGUCCUAUCAUUGAGUCCGAUCAACAGUAUUUCCUCGCCGUUGGUUGGAAGACGGAGAAGGAAUGGGACAAAUUUAAAUUGUCCCCCGAGCAUCAGCAGUUAAUGGCCAAUCUGACAACCAACAACGUGCAACCGGAGACCAAGAUUAUUGUAUUUACCGGCAACAUGUUCGCUCUUGGAUAUACAUCUAACGUCGAGUUGUUCACUGUAUACUGGCCGGCGUCUAUCACUCACGAGACUCAAACAGCCAUCUGGAAAACCCAGAAACUUGUUCACACGGCAGCAACCGGAAUUCCCAACCCACUCUGUUACAAGAAACCACCAAUGUUUGGAUGGAUAGAUGGCCAAACAGACUGGCAUGGAGAAAGUGCUAUCGCAAGUGUUUGGAGCCACAAGUGGCAGAGCCAGGAACUGGAACAAAAGUACAAAACGACUGAGAAGAGGCUUGUUUGGGGAGACGAUGGACGUUCUUAUCCGCUUGCUGUAGAUGCGUUUCAGCGUGACUUGAAGUCUCUUGGUGCUAUUGGAUGGGAGUCGUUGCAUGUGGCUUUCGAGCGUGUUCGAGUGGUGGAGGAUGCUAUCGGGCGUGAUGUCAGGCUCAGAUUUGAAGCCGCGAAUGGGCAGAGGGCCACUUAG